UGGAAUGGGAAUCGUGGGAUCUUUUUAGAGACCAGUUUCACCUUGAGGACAAGGUGCUAUUUGAACAGGGAGGAGAUGUAAGAAACAUAAGCUCAAUUCCCCUCACUCUUGUUGCUAGCACUGAGAGUAUAGAAGGGUUGGUUCCUAACACACAUGAUGACCCACAGAAGGGCCCAAAUCUUCCCAACACUGCACUUGAGGAAAGGCCUAGAAGGGAGACACGUCAACCCCAACGUAUGAAUGAUUAUGUU
This is a messenger RNA of Sphenostylis stenocarpa, 251 nucleotides long. NCBI's taxonomy places the organism in Eukaryota, Viridiplantae, Streptophyta, Magnoliopsida, Fabales, Fabaceae. The record is from the annotation of a GenBank genome assembly.